CCCAUCAUUGGUAUUAGUGGAAGGAAUAGUGUCCAAUCAUUGGUUUCAGUAGGAAGAAUAGUGCCCCAUCAUUGGUGUAAGUGGGAGGAAUAGUGUCCCAUCAUUGGUAUUAGUGGAAGGAAUAGUGCCCCAUCUUUGGUAUAAGUGGAAGGAAUAUUGUCCAAUCAUUGGUGGCAGUAGGAGGAAUAGUGCCCCAUCAUUGGUGUCAGUGGGAGGAAUAGUGCCAAACCAUUGGUGUCAGGGGGAGGAAUAGUGCCCCAUCAUUGGUGUCAGGGGGAGGAAUAGUGCCCCAUCAUUGGUAUCAGUGGGAUGAAUAGUACCCCAUCAUUGGUAUCAGAGGAAGGAAUAGUGCCCCAUCAUUGGUGUCAGAUGGGAGGAGUUGUGCCCCAUCAUUGGUAUCAGUGGAAGGAAAAAUACCCCAUAGUUGAUGCCAGUGGAAGAAAUGGUGCCUCCUUGUUGGUGUCAGUGGGAGGAAUAGUACCCCGAGGGACGGAGAGAGGCAGGAAAAGGGCUGCAUGCAGCCCACGGGUUGCAGUUUGG
Messenger RNA from Staurois parvus, 540 nucleotides. The record is from the annotation of a GenBank genome assembly. NCBI's taxonomy places the organism in Eukaryota, Metazoa, Chordata, Amphibia, Anura, Ranidae.